Daucus carota subsp. sativus is the source of this 1319-nucleotide messenger RNA. RefSeq names its product protein KTI12 homolog. The record is from RefSeq and is a predicted model, not a curated record. Gene Ontology annotation, biological process: tRNA wobble uridine modification. NCBI's taxonomy places the organism in Eukaryota, Viridiplantae, Streptophyta, Magnoliopsida, Apiales, Apiaceae. The transcript has 2 exons. The coding region runs from base 215 to 1123 and encodes 302 amino acids.
AUACUUUUAUAUUUUGACAGGAGGUUUUAGCCCUGACCUAAACAAAAGACGCUUCUUCAUUCAAAACUUAAACGUUAGAGCAGCCGAUUCACAAAUUUAUUCUGCAGGUUACAACCUUCGAUUUGUUCUGCUUUCCCAAGGAACUUGGUUCAGGUGAUAUUUGAUAUUUUAGCAGCAAGGGAUUAGAAUAUUUGCCUCGCAGGUUUUGCUUUGAAUGGCAUUGGUCGUAAUCUGUGGGCAACCAUGUAGUGGUAAGUCAACAGCUGCCCUCUUGCUUGCGGAAUCUCUCAAGGAAUCAGAUUUGAAUCCACCGGUUAAGAUCAUUGAUGAAACUUCUUUGCAUCUUGAUCGUAACCAAAGCUACGCUAACAUGAUUGUUGAGAAGAACGUUAGGGGAGUGCUUAGGUCAGAAGUUGAUAGAUCUUUGAAUAAGGAUAGUAUUAUUAUAGUGGAUUCUUUGAACAACAUUAAGGGUUAUCGGUAUGAGCUGUGGUGUUUGGCUCGUGCUGCAGGAACUAGAUAUUGUGUUGUUUAUUGUGAUGUUGAAGAAGAUUACUGUAGAAAAUGGAAUGAAGAGCGCAGGGAGAGAGAGGAAGUUGGUUAUAAUGAUAAGAUAUUCGAUGAUUUAGUGAGAAGAUUCGAGAAGCCGGAUAGUAGAAACCGAUGGGAUUCACCUUUGUUCGAGUUAUGGCCAUCGAGAGACGGAAUAGAAAAAACUUCUACCGCUAUUGUAGAUGCUGUAUUGUACUUGACCAAAAGAGUAGAUUCUAAGACGAGGGAUGUAAAGGUUUUGCAGCCGACCAUAGCAACACAGGGUGCACGUUUUUCAGAGGCCAACUCCCUAUACGAAAUGGACAAAGCUACCCAGGAAGUCGCAAAUGCCAUAGUGGAAGCUCAGUCUUUGGCAAUGGGAGGAAAUGUGAAUGGACUAUCUCUUGGUCCAGACAUACCAACCAUCAGUCUCUCAAGAACAGUUGCCUUACCCGAACUACGCAGAAUUAGACGGACUUUCAUAAAGCUGACAGGGCAAUCGAGCUUGAGCGGGGCACCUCCGCCCUCAGAUGCCAACAGCACAAAAAGGAUGUUUGUGGAUUACUUAAACAGAGAAUUGGGAAGUGGUUGAUUCCAAGGUACAGCAACAAACCUUUUUAUGUGGCCUAAUAGUGAAUUCAAUUUACUCCAACUACCUUUAUUUAUCUUCAUCAAGACUUGUACUCUAAUAAUGGUUGUGUGUACUUGUAUCGAAACUGUCAUUGUACUUGAAUCAGAAUGCUAAAUUCUCAUCACAACUCUUCAAUACAAAGAAAAUAUUGAAACCA